AUGAAUGAGUGUUCAGCUUCCGGAAUUCUCCUUAGCAUACGAUAUUGCAAUAGGAAACGAUUAUCGGCGCUAUAUAAGAGGCUGAGCGGCGCAAAAGUGAAGAUUGAGAGGCGAAUUGAAGCUCCCAGACCUGUCAGCUUCAGCAUGAGUGCUCUUUUCCAAGAAAUCAAAGGACGUCAACAGGCCUUCAUGAAAGCUUUCAAUGCUGGGGACCCGAAAGGCGCUGCAGCUGUAUACGAUCCUGACGGUUACUUUAUGCCUAACGGUCGCAACCCAGUAAAGGGUCGCGCUGGUAUCGAAGAGUAUUUCAAGGAAGACAUGGCUGAUGGUGUUCAGACAGCACAGAUCAUCACCGAGGAGGUAAAUGGAGGUGGCGAUUGGGCGUUCGAGAGAGGCAGUUAUCAUCUGGAUGGAACUCGUGGAAGAGAAAGCGGUGCUUAUCUCCAAGUGUGGAAAAAAGUUGACGGCGAAUGGCUCAUCCACAACGACUGCUUCAAUGUGGUGAAAGCCGCCGGCAAAUAAAAAGGGCGAACACGAGCUCCUCAAUUUCUUCGCAUCACCUUCAAUCAGCUUGGGAUUGUGGGCGAUUAUAAAUGUUGAUGAUUGAAUGUUCUUUUAGUAUCUCCAGUAAAGUAGUUGC
Messenger RNA from Cylicocyclus nassatus, 640 nucleotides. The record is from the annotation of a GenBank genome assembly. Lineage: Eukaryota; Metazoa; Nematoda; Chromadorea; Rhabditida; Strongylidae.